AUGGGGACAAUGGGUCCAGUCCUCUGGACUCUCUCUGUUCUAACUCUGACCUUCCCGACUGAAACACAAUCUAGAGGUCUGAAUCCGCCACACAAUGACCAAGUCUGCAGCACAUGGGGUAACUUCCACUACAAGAACUUCGAUGGAGACAUCUUUCAGUUCCCUGGCUCCUGCAACUACCUGUUUGCCUCCAACUGCAAAAAUAACUACGAAGAUUUCAAUAUUCAGAUAAGACGAGCUGAAGGUGCAGAGAAUACCACCAUUUCAUAUGUGAUCAUGAAGAUUGAGGGACUUGUCAUUGAAAUGACAAAAGGAAACGUCUCUGUGGGAGAUGAGCAAGUCACUCUUCCAUACAGUCAGUUUGGGGUACAAAUACAACAGAGCAGUGUAUAUGUGAAGGUUACUGCUAAACUUGGACCGGUCUUCAUGUGGAAUGAAGAUGAUGCCCUCAUGCUGGUCCUGCCCUCCAAAUACAACGGCAGCACAUGUGGGUUAUGUGGAAAUAUGAAUGGGUUGAAGCAAGAUGACUUCAUUAUUAAUGAUAUUCCACUGACCCCUCUGCAAUUUGGAAAUUUUCAAAAACUGGAUGGACCAACCGAACUAUGUGAAGACAUUACUUCAGCUGCCCCUAAAAACUGCAGUGACCUGCAAGAAACAUGCUUUAGAAUGCUCACCAGUCCAGCCUUCAUUGACUGUAACCAACGACUUCCAGUAGAUCCAUAUGUGGCUUCCUGCAUGUUGGAUCUGUGCAGCUGCACAACUUCUUUUGAUGCCUCCUGUUUCUGUGACACUCUGGCUGAGUACUCACGUCAGUGCGCCCAUGCUGGCGGCUCACCCCAAAAUUGGCGAAAUAAUACUAUUUGUGGAGCCAAAUGUCCAUUGAAUAUGGAAUAUAUGGAAUGUGGGUCACCGUGUACGGACACCUGCUCUAAUCCUGACAGGGCACUGGUUUGUGAAGAACAUUGUAUCGAUGGAUGCUUUUGUCCUCCAGGAACUGUAUUGGAUGAUGUUGACAACAGGGGAUGUGUCCCACAAAGUGAAUGCUCUUGUACACAUAACAACCAGAAGUACGCACCAGGAGAAUCCUACAGCACCAACUGCCGCACCUGUACCUGUACAGGAGGCCAGUGGAGCUGCACAGACUUUGACUGUCCUGGACAUUGUUCUCUGGAAGGAGGUUCUCAUAUCAACACCUAUGAUGGAGGUCACUACACCUUCCAUGGGGACUGUAGUUAUAUAUUUACUAAGGACUGUGACGAUAACACAUUUACUGUCCUGGCCGAUUUGCGGAGAUGUGGUGUCACUGACACAGAGACCUGCCUGAAGAGCAUUACCCUGUCUCUGGAAAAUGGAACCGCUGUUGUCACUGUAAAAUCAACUGGUACAGUUCUCCUGAAUGGCAUCUAUGCUCAGUUACCACUGGCUACAGAAAGCGUUAUUGUGUUCCAGCCAUCCUCAUUCUACCUGAUUAUUCACAGCAUUCAUGGCUUACAGAUUGAAGUUCAAUUGGUCCCACUAAUGCAGAUCUUCGUCACACUGGAUCAUAACUUUCUCGGUGCAACAUGCGGUCUCUGUGGAAAUUUUAACAAUAUUCGUACAGAUGAUUUUCGAUCUCUAAGUGGUGUAUUGGAAGGUACAGCUGCAGCAUUUGCCAAUACAUGGAAGAGUCAAGCAGAUUGUGACGAUAUAAAGGACAGCUAUGAAGAUCCAUGUACACUCAGCGUUGCAAAUGAGAAGUAUGCUCGCUACUGGUGCUCCUUGCUCUUAGACCCCAAAGGACCGUUUUAUCCCUGCCACGACAUAGUGAACCCAAAGGUCUAUGUGAAGAAUUGUAUUUUUGACAGCUGUAAUUAUGAGAAGAGUGACGACAGUGUCUGCGCAGCUUUUUCAUCCUAUGUCCGAGCAUGUGCUGCUGAGGGGAUCACAUUGGUUGAGUGGAGAGGUCAAAUCUGUGAUAAAUAUACUCAGAAUUGUCCCAAGAACUCUACCUACCAGUACACUAUAAGCUCUUGCCAGAAAACUUGUCGCUCGCUUAGUGAACCUGACCCAACUUGUGCUGUCAAGUACAAUCCCCUGGACGGCUGUGGGUGUCCCGAUGGAACAUUUUUAGAUGAAAGUGGAACCUGUGUAUCGGCCAAAGAUUGUCCCUGCUUCUACAAGGGAUCAGUAAUGCCUGCUGGAGAGGUCAUCUUUGACAAUGGAGCCAUGUGCACAUGUCAAGGUGGCAGAUUGAACUGUGCUGGGAGUGCACCAAGUUUGUAUAAAGAAUGUCCAGAUAACAUGCUAUAUGUUGAUUGUGCCAAUGUAUCAAUGGGAGUCGAGUGUCAGAAAACAUGUCAGACAGUAGACUUGGAUUGUUUCAGCAUUCAAUGUGCCUCUGGCUGUGUCUGUACUGAUGGGCUGGUGCUCAAUAACAAUGGCAGCUGUGUGCCUAAAACAGAAUGUCCUUGUUUGUACAAUGGUGAAGUUUACCAUAGUGGGGAUACUAUUCAACAAGACUGCAAUACAUGUACCUGUAAAAGCAGGAAGUGGCAGUGUACAAAGAACGAAUGCCAUAGGACCUGUGUGGUAUAUGGGGAAGGACACUACGUAACCUUUGAUGGAAAUCGAUUCGAUUUCAGCGGUGACUGUGAAUAUACUGUGACUCAGGAUUAUUGUGCUUCCAACUCAGGAAAUGGGACAUUCCGUGUGAUCACCGAGAAUAUUCCUUGCGGAACAACUGGGGCUACCUGUUCAAAGGCCAUCAAAGUGUUUUUGGGAAACUUUGAGCUGAAGCUGAGCGAAGGAGUCUUUGAAGUUGUGGAGAGAGACAGUGGAAGUGAUGUUCCUUACCAGAUCAGACAGAUGGGGAUCUACUUUGUAAUCGAGGCGAAGAAUGGACUUAUUCUCAUGUGGGACAAAAAAACUAGUAUCUUAAUUAAACUCAGCCCCAAAUUCAAGGGACAAGUUUGUGGUCUCUGUGGCAACUAUGAUGGCAGUGUGUCCAAUGAUUUUACCACAAGGAGUCUGUCAGUCGUGGUUAAUGUACAAGAGUUUGGGAACAGCUGGAAGGCAUCACCCAUCUGCCCAGAUGCACAACCUCUAAGAGACCCUUGUAUUACAAAUCCAUACAGAAAGACCUGGUCACAGAAACAUUGCAGCAUUAUUAUGAGCCCCGUCUUCUCUAAAUGUCAUGGCAAGGUUGACCCCAGCCCAUUCAAUGAAGCAUGCGUCCAAGACACUUGUGCUUGUGACUCAGGAGGAGAUUGCGAGUGUUAUUGUACAGCUGUAGCAGCUUAUGCUGCAGCCUGUAAUGAAGCUGGAAUCUGUGUAGCAUGGAGGAGCCCCGAGAUUUGCCCCCUUUUCUGUGAUUACUACAACCCGGAAGGAGAAUGUGAGUGGCAUUACAAACCAUGCGGAUCUCCAUGCAUGAAGACUUGCAGAAAUCCAAGUGGGAAUUGCAUGAACCAACUGCCAGGUUUAGAAGGCUGUUAUCCAAAAUGCCCUAGGUCCCGUCCUUUCUUCGAUGAGGAUAUCAUGAAGUGUGUUGCACAGGCAAACUGUGGAUGCUAUGAUGAUGAUGGCAAACGCUAUAACGUUGGAGACAUGGUGCCUUCAUACAAAAACUGUGAAUCUUGCAUCUGUACCAGAAAAGGACGUCGCUGUCAGAUGGACCUCAGAGCAUGCUAUUGCUAUUAUGGAAACAUGAAAUAUGAGUAUGGAGAGAUCAUCUAUAAUACCACUGAUGGAAUUGGAGGGUGCAUAACAGCCAGAUGUUCAACUAAUGGAACCAUAGACAGAAAUGUGUACCCAUGUGAAACAACUACCACAACACCCACCACAACUUUCAAGUUUGACACAACUACACCACCUGCUGUAAAUCUGUCCACCUCAGAGCCAAUGUCACCAACCUCAGUAUCCUGCCUAGAAGAGGUCUGCAAAUGGUCAAUGUGGUAUGAUGUCAGCUGUCCAACAUUUGGUCUAACGAAUGGUGAUAAUGAAACAUUUGACAAGAUCAGAGAGAAUGGGCACUCUGUUUGUAAGGUUCCAGCCCAGGUGGAGUGUCGAGCAACGAAGUUCCCCAAUAUAUUAGUUGAGGACUUAGGUCAGGUCAUUCACUGCAAUAUAUCCAGUGGACUUUUGUGUUUUAACAAUGAGCAAUUCUCUCAGCUCUGCUUUAAUUAUGAAAUUCGUAUCUUAUGCUGUAGCUACGUGCCCUGUGAAGAUUCAACUGUGUCACCAAAAUAUGUUUCCAGCACAGUUUCUCAACAAACCCUAGAGUCAACUUCCACCAUAAGUAAUACAAAAUCAUGGACAACAAAUGAAAACUCAAAAACAGAAAGCACAAAUGUCUCACAACACUCAUCCACUGCUGUGCCAAAUACCAUUUCUCAUAAAACACCAUGCAAACAGACAUGCACAUGGACUGGUUGGUAUGAUAAUUACUACCCAACUAGUGAGACAUCUGAUGGAGAUUUUGAGACACUUGAAAAUAUUGCAGCUGUUAAUAAUGAUCUUUGCAAAAUGCCAGAUAAUAUUGCAUGUAGAGCUGAAAGGUUCCCAGAUAUAGACUUUAGAGAUCUUGGACAAGUUGUUACCUGCAAUGUCUCCUAUGGUCUUAUCUGUCAUAACAAAGAUCAAAGUAGUAACUUCCCCCUUUGCUAUAACUACCAAGUAAAUUUUCUCUGUUGCUCCAUGAAGGACUGUGAAUCAUCUACCAUUUCUGCCCAUGCAACAACAUUUAUGGAGACAACCACAGUUCUUGCAAAAACAUCUCAAUUGACAAGAACUACAGAAAACAUGAUCACAUCUGAAAAUAUAACAGAGAGAAAGAGUAGUACAGCAUCAUCUCCUAAAGGAGAUCACACAAGUGAAAUUACAGCAACAAAAUUUAACACCAUGGAAACAUCUUCAACUCCUGGAGUUUCCAGGAUUACAUGUGAACCUAUAUGUCAAUGGUCACAGUGGUAUGAUGAAAGUUUUCCAGAUGAUGAAACGUAUGGAGACUAUGAAACAUAUGAAAAUAUCAGAAAUGCUGGGUAUAAUCUAUGUGAUGAGCCAUCGGAUAUCCAGUGUAGAAUUGUUAAUUUUCCAGAUAUUACUUUAGAUGAAUCACAGCAGACUGUACAUUGCAAUGUCAGCAAUGGACUUGUUUGUAUGAAUGAGGAACAGACUGGCUCAUUCCCAUUUUGCUACAACUAUGAAAUUAGAGUUCUCUGCUGUUCUGGGUGUGCAUCUACAACACUAUUGUCUUCAACACCUAGAUAUCCAACCAACACAAGUGCAAGUGAGGUUACAUCCACAAAGGAAGUAGUCUCAAUAUUUACUACAGGCAUUCAUAAGUUAACAAGUGAAACACUUAAAGAAGAAGAGACUACCUUUCAGCCUAUUUCUGUAAAGACAACUGCAUCAAGUGCUUCAGCCACAACACCAGAAAAUGUGCAGUUCCAUACACCAUUAUCACAAAAAACAACAAUGGUUGAAACAGCAGCAAAUGAAUAUACAGGUACACAUGCAAGUACUUCUGGACUGAGCACAGCUUUCAAACAAUCAACAACAAAGCCUGAAGAAGAAGAAACUACUUCUCAGAAACCAAUUACCCAAAAGACAACAAAGUUUUCAACAUCCGCUGGUGAAUUAACUUCCACAAGAAAAUCUUCAACUGCAUCUGGUGAAGUGACAUCUGCUUACAAAACCUCGACACAGAGCACAGCUUUCCAAAAGCCAACCACAACAAAGGAAGAAGAAACUACUUCUCAGAAACCAAUUACCCAAAAAACAACAAAGUUUUCAACAUCUGCUGGUGAAGUAACUUCCACAAGAAAAUCUUCAACUGCAUCUGGUGAAGUGACAUCUGCUUACAAAACAUCGACAAUGAGCACAGCUUUCCAAAAAUCAACAACAAAGCCUGAGGAAGAAGAAACUACUUCUCAGAAACCAGUCACUCAAAAAACAACAAAGUUUACAACAUCCGCAGGUGAAAUAACUUCUACAAGAAAAUCUUCAACUGCACAUGGUGAAGUUACAUCUGCUUACAAAACCUCUAGACAGAGCACAGCUUUCCAAAAAUCAACCACAACACCAGAAGAAGAAGAAGAAACUACUACUCAGAAACCAAUUACUCAAAAAACAACACAGUUUACAACAUCCACUGGUGAAAUAACUUCUACAAGAAAAUCUUCAACUGCAUCUGGUGAAGUUACAUCUGCUUACAAAACUUCUAGACAAAGUACAGCUUUCCAAAAGUCAACCACAACACCAGAAAAAGAAGAAGAAACUACUUCUGAGAAACCAGUUACUCAAAAAACAACAAAGUUUACAACAUCCGCUGGUGAAGAAACUUCCACAAGAAAAUCUUCAACUGCAUCUGGUGAAGCUACAUCUGCUUACAAAACUUCUAGACAAAGUACAGCUUUCCAAAAAUCAACCACAACAACAGAAGAAGAAGAAGAAACUACUACUCAGAAACCAAUUACGCAAAAAACAACAAAGUUUUCAACACCCACUGGUGAAUUAACUUCCACAAGGAAAUCUUCAACUGCAUCUGGUGAAGUGACAUCUGCUUACAAAACUUCUAGACAGAGCACAGCUUUCCAAAAAUCAACCACAACGCCAGAAGAAGAAGAAGAAACUACUACUCAGAAACCAAUUACUCAAAAAACAACACAGUUUACAACAUCCGCUGGUGAAUUAACUUCUACAAGAAAAUCUUCAACUGCAUCUGGUGAAGUUACAUCUGCUUACAAAACCUCUAGACAGAGCACAGCUUUCCAAAAAUCAACCACAACACCAGAAGAAGAAGAAGAAACUACUACUCAGAAACCAAUUACUCAAAAAACAACAAUGUUUUCAACAUCUGCUGGUGAAGUAACUUCCACAAGAAAAUCUUCAACUGCAUCUGGUGAAGCUACAUCUGCUUACAAAACUUCUAGACAAAGUACAGCUGUCCAAAAAUCAACCACAACACCAGAAGAAGAAGAAGAAACUACUACUCAGAAACCAAUUACCCAAAAAACAACAACGUUUUCAACAUCUGCUGGUGAAGUAACUUCCACAAGAAAAUCUUCAACUGCAUCUGGUGCAGAGACAUCUGCUUACAAAACUUCUAGACAGAGCACAGCUUUCCAAAAAUCAACCACAACACCAGAAGAAGAAGAAACUACUUCUCAGAAACCAGUUACUCAAAAAACAACAACGUUUUCAACAUCCGCUGGUGAAAUAACUUCUACAAGAAAAUCUUCAACUGCAUCUGGUGAAGUGACAUCUGCUUACAAAACUUCUAGACAAAGUACAGCUUUCCAAAAAUCAACCACAACACCAGAAGAAGUAGAAGAAACUACAACUCAGAAAUCAAUUACCCAAAAAACAACAACGUUUUCAACAUCUGCCGGUGAAGUAACUUCCACAAGAAAAUCUUCAACUGCAUCUGGUGAAGUGACAUCUGCUUACAAAACAUCUAGACAGAGCACAGCUUUCGAAAAAUCAACCACAACACCAGAAGAGGAAGAAGAAACUACUUCUCAGAAACCAAUUACCCAAAAAACAACAACGUUUUCAACAUCUGCUGGUGAGGUAACUUCCACAAGAAAAUCUUCAACUGCAUCUGGUGAAGUUACAUCUGCUUACAAAACAUCGACACAGAGCACAGCUUUCCAAAAAUCAACAACAAAGCCUGGGGAAGAAGAAACUACUUCUGAGAAACCAGUUACUCAAAAAACGACAAAGAUUUCAACAUCCGCUGGUGAAGAAACUUCCACAAGAAAAUCUUCAACUGCGUCUGGUGAAGUGACAUCUUCUGACAAAACUUCCAGACAGAGCACAGCUUUCCAAAAAUCAACAACAAUGCCUGAGGAAGAAGCAACUACUUCUGAGAAACCAGUUACUCAAAAAACAACAGAGUUUACAACAUCCGCUGGUGAAAUAACUUCUACAAGAAAAUCUUCAACUGCAUCUGGUGAAGUGACAUCUGCUUACAAAACAUCGACACUGAGCACAACCUUCCAAAAAUCAACAACAAAGCCUGAGGAAGAACAUACUACUUCUGAGAAACCAGUUACUCAAAAAACGACAACGUUUUCAACAUCCGCUGGUGAAGAAACUUCCACAAGAAAAUCUUCAACUGCAUCUGGUGAAGUGACAUCUACUUACAAAACUUCCAGACAGAGCACAGCUUUCCAAAAAUCAACAACAAAGCCUGAGGAAGAAGCAACUACUUCUGAGAAACCAGUUACUCAAAAAACAACACAGUUUACAACAUCAGCUGGUGAAAUAACUUCUACAAGAAAAUCUUCAACUGCAUCUGGUGAAGUGACAUCUGCUUACAAAACUUCUAGACAAAGUACAGCUUUCCAAAAAUCAACCACAACACCAGAAGAGGAAGAAACUACUUCUGAGAAACCAGUUACUCAAAAAACAACAAGGUUUUCAACAUCCGCUGGUGAAGAAAGUUCUACAAGAAAAUCUUCAACUGCAUCUGGUGAAGUGACAUCUGCUUACAAAACAUCUAGACAGAGCACAGCUUUCCAAAAAUCAACCACAACACCAGAAGAAGAAGAAACUACUUCUCAGAAACCAGUUACUCAAAAAACAACAAGGUUUUCAACAUCCGCUGGUGAAGAAAGUUCCACAAGAAAAUCUUCAACUGCAUCUGGUGAAGUGACAUCUGCAUACAAAACUUCUAGACAGAGCACAGCUUUCCAAAAAUCAACCACAACACCAGAAGAGGAAGAAGAAACUACUUCUCAGAAACCAAUUACCCCAAAAACAACAACGUUUUCAACAUCUGCUGGUGAGGUAACUUCCACAAGAAAAUCUUCAACUGCAUCUGGUGAAGUUACAUCUGCUUACAAAACAUCGACACUGAGCACAGCUUUCCAAAAAUCAACAACAAAGCCUGCGGAAGAAGAAACUACUUCUGAGAAACCAGUUACCCAAAAAACAACAACGUUUUCAACAUCUGCUGGUGAAGUAACUUCCACAAGAAAAUCUUCAACUGCAUCUGGUGCAGAGACAUCUGCUUACAAAACUUCUAGACAGAGCACAGCUUUCCAAAAAUCAACCACAACACCAGAAGAAGAAGAAACUACUUCUCAGAAACCAGUUACUCAAAAAACAACAACGUUUUCAACAUCCGCUGGUGAAAUAACUUCUACAAGAAAAUCUUCAACUGCAUCUGGUGAAGUGACAUCUGCUUACAAAACUUCUAGACAAAGUACAGCUUUCCAAAAAUCAACCACAACACCAGAAGAAGUAGAAGAAACUACAACUCAGAAAUCAAUUACCCAAAAAACAACAACGUUUUCAACAUCUGCCGGUGAAGUAACUUCCACAAGAAAAUCUUCAACUGCAUCUGGUGAAGUGACAUCUGCUUACAAAACAUCUAGACAGAGCACAGCUUUCGAAAAAUCAACCACAACACCAGAAGAGGAAGAAGAAACUACUUCUCAGAAACCAAUUACCCAAAAAACAACAACGUUUUCAACAUCUGCUGGUGAGGUAACUUCCACAAGAAAAUCUUCAACUGCAUCUGGUGAAGUUACAUCUGCUUACAAAACAUCGACACAGAGCACAGCUUUCCAAAAAUCAACAACAAAGCCUGGGGAAGAAGAAACUACUUCUGAGAAACCAGUUACUCAAAAAACGACAAAGAUUUCAACAUCCGCUGGUGAAGAAACUUCCACAAGAAAAUCUUCAACUGCGUCUGGUGAAGUGACAUCUUCUGACAAAACUUCCAGACAGAGCACAGCUUUCCAAAAAUCAACAACAAUGCCUGAGGAAGAAGCAACUACUUCUGAGAAACCAGUUACUCAAAAAACAACAGAGUUUACAACAUCCGCUGGUGAAAUAACUUCUACAAGAAAAUCUUCAACUGCAUCUGGUGAAGUGACAUCUGCUUACAAAACAUCGACACUGAGCACAACCUUCCAAAAAUCAACAACAAAGCCUGAGGAAGAACAUACUACUUCUGAGAAACCAGUUACUCAAAAAACGACAACGUUUUCAACAUCCGCUGGUGAAGAAACUUCCACAAGAAAAUCUUCAACUGCAUCUGGUGAAGUGACAUCUACUUACAAAACUUCCAGACAGAGCACAGCUUUCCAAAAAUCAACAACAAAGCCUGAGGAAGAAGCAACUACUUCUGAGAAACCAGUUACUCAAAAAACAACACAGUUUACAACAUCAGCUGGUGAAAUAACUUCUACAAGAAAAUCUUCAACUGCAUCUGGUGAAGUGACAUCUGCUUACAAAACUUCUAGACAAAGUACAGCUUUCCAAAAAUCAACCACAACACCAGAAGAGGAAGAAACUACUUCUGAGAAACCAGUUACUCAAAAAACAACAAGGUUUUCAACAUCCGCUGGUGAAGAAAGUUCUACAAGAAAAUCUUCAACUGCAUCUGGUGAAGUGACAUCUGCUUACAAAACAUCUAGACAGAGCACAGCUUUCCAAAAAUCAACCACAACACCAGAAGAAGAAGAAACUACUUCUCAGAAACCAGUUACUCAAAAAACAACAAGGUUUUCAACAUCCGCUGGUGAAGAAAGUUCCACAAGAAAAUCUUCAACUGCAUCUGGUGAAGUGACAUCUGCAUACAAAACUUCUAGACAGAGCACAGCUUUCCAAAAAUCAACCACAACACCAGAAGAGGAAGAAGAAACUACUUCUCAGAAACCAAUUACCCCAAAAACAACAACGUUUUCAACAUCUGCUGGUGAGGUAACUUCCACAAGAAAAUCUUCAACUGCAUCUGGUGAAGUUACAUCUGCUUACAAAACAUCGACACUGAGCACAGCUUUCCAAAAAUCAACAACAAAGCCUGCGGAAGAAGAAACUACUUCUGAGAAACCAGUUACUCAAAAAACGACAAAGAUUUCAACAUCCGCUGGUGAAGAAACUUCCACAAGAAAAUCUUCAACUGCGUCUGGUGAAGUGACAUAUUCUGACAAAACUUCCAGACAGAGCACAGCUUUCCAAAAAUCAACAACAAAGCCUGAGGAAGAAGCAACUACUUCUGAGAAACCAGUUACUCAAAAAACAACACAGUUUACAACAUCCGCUGGUGAAAUAACUUCUACAAGAAAAUCUUCAACCGCAUCUGGUGAAGUGACAUCUGCUUACAAAACUUCUAGACAAAGUACAGCUUUCCAAAAAUCAACCAAAACACCAGAAGAAGAAGAAGAAACUACUACUCAGAAACCAAUUACCCAAAAAACAACAACGUUUUCAACAUCUGCUGGUGAAGUAACUUCCACAAGAAAAUCUUCAACUGCAUCUGGUGCAGAGACAUCUGCUUACAAAACUUCUAGACAGAGCACAGCUUUCCAAAAAUCAACCACAACACCAGAAGAAGAAGAAACUACUUCUCAGAAACCAGUUACUCAAAAAACAACAAGGUUUUCAACAUCCGCUGGUGAAGAAAGUUCUACAAGAAAAUCUUCAACUGCAUCUGGUGAAGUGACAUCUGCAUACAAAACUUCUAGACAGAGCACAGCUUUCCAAAAAUCAACCACAACACCAGAAGAGGAAGAAGAAACUACUUCUCAGAAACCAAUUACCCCCAAAACAACAACGUUUUCAACAUCUGCUGGUGAGGUAACUUCCACAAGAAAAUCUUCAACUGCAUCUGGUGAAGUUACAUCUGCUUACAAAACAUCGACACUGAGCACAGCUUUCCAAAAAUCAACAACAAAGCCUGAGGAAGAAGAAACUACUUCUGAGAAACCAGUUACUCAAAAAACGACAAAGAUUUCAACAUCCGCUGGUGAAGAAACUUCCACAAGAAAAUCUUCAACUGCGUCUGGUGAAGUGACAUCUUCUGACAAAACUUCCAGACAGAGCACAGCUUUCCAAAAAUCAACAACAAAGCCUGAGGAAGAAGCAACUACUUCUGAGAAACCAGUUACUCAAAAAACAACACAGUUUACAACAUCCGCUGGUGAAAUAACUUCUACAAGAAAAUCUUCAACCGCAUCUGGUGAAGUGACAUCUGCUUACAAAACUUCUAGACAAAGUACAGCUUUCCAAAAAUCAACCAAAACACCAGAAGAAGAAGAAGAAACUACUACUCAGAAACCAAUUACCCAAAAAACAACAAAGUUUUUAACAUCUGCUGGUGAAGUAACUUCCACAAGAAAAUCUUCAACUGCAUCUGGUGCAGAGACAUCUGCUUACAAAACUUCUAGACAGAGCACAGCUUUCCAAAAAUCAACCACAACACCAGAAGAAGAAGAAACUACUUCUCAGAAACCAGUUACUCAAAAAACAACAACGUUUUCAACAUCUGCUGGUGAAUUAACUUCCACAAGAAAAUCUUCAACUGCAUCUGGUGAAGUUACAUCUGCUUACAAAACAUCGACACUGAUCACAGCUUUCCAAAAAUCAACAACAAAGCCAGAGGAAGAAGAAACUACUUCUGAGAAACCAGUUACUCAAAAAACGACAAAGUUUUCAACAUCCGCUGGUGAAGAAACUUCCACAAGAAAAUCUUCAACUGUGUCUGGUGAAGUGACAUCUUCUUACAAAACUUCCAGACAGAGCACAGCUUUCCAAACUUCAACAACAAAGCCUGAGGAAGAAGCAACUACUUCUGAGAAACCAGUUACUCAAAAAACAACACAGUUUACAACAUCCGCUGGUGAAGUAAGUUCUACAAGAAAAUCAUCAACUGCAUCUGGUGAAGUAACAUCUGCAUACAAAACUUCUAGACAAAGCACAGCUUUCCAAAAAUCAACCACAACACCAGAAGAAGAAAAAGAAACUACUUCUCAGAAACCAAUUACCCAAAAAACAACAACGUUUUCAACAUCCGCGGGUGAAGUAAGUUCUACAAGAAAAUCCUCAACUGCAUCUGGUGAAGUGACAUCUGCUUACAAAACUUCUAGACUGAGCACAGUGUUCCAAAAAUCAACCACAACACCAGAAGAAGAAGAAACUACUUCUCAGAAACCAAUUUCCCAAAAAACAACAAAGUUUUCAACAACCGCUGGUGAAGUAAGUUCUACAAGAAAAUCAUCAACUGCAUCUGGUGCAGUGACAUCCGCUUACAAAACUUCUAGACUGAGCACAGCUUUCCAAAAAUCAACCACAACACCAGAGGAAGAAACUACUUCUCAGAAACCAAUUACCCAAAAAACAACAAAGUUUUCAACAUCUGCUGGUGAAGUAAGUUCUACAAGAAAAUCAUCAACUGCAUCUGGUGAAGUGACAUCCGCUUACAAAACUUCUAGACUGAGCACAGCUUUCCAAAAAUCAACCACAACACCAGAAGAAGAACAAAAAACUACUACUCAGAAACCAAUUACCCAAAAAACCACAAAGUUUUCAACAACCGCUGGUGAAGUAAGUUCUACAAGAAAAUCAUCAACUGCAUCUGGUGAAGUUACAUCUGCAUACAAAACUUCUAGACAGAGCACAGCUUUCCAAAAAUCAACCACAACACCAGAAGAAGAAAAAGAAACUACUUCUCAGAAACCAAUUACACAAAAAACAACAAAGCUUUCAACAACCGCUGGUGAAGUAAGUUCUACAAGAAAAUCAUCAACUGCAUCUGGUGAAGUGACAUCCGCUUACAAAACUUCCAGACAGAGCACAGCUUACCAAAAAUCAACCACAACACCAGAGGAAGAAACUACUUCUCAGAAACCAAUUACCCAAAAAACAACAAAGUUUUCAACAUCUGCUGGUGAAUUAAGUUCUACAAGAAAAUCAUCAACUGCAUCUGGUGAAGUGACAUCCGCUUACAAAACUUCUAGACUGAGCACAGCUUUCCAAAAAUCCACCACAACACCAAAAGAAGAAGAAGAAACUACUUCUCAGAAGCCAAUUACCCAAAAAACAACAAAGUUUUUAACAUCCACUGGUGAAUUAACUUCCACAAGGAAAUCUUCAACUGCAUCUGGUGAAGUGACAUCUGCUUACAAAACUUCUAGACAGAGCACAGCUUUCCAAAAAUCAACCACAACUCCAGAAAAAGAAGAAGAAACGACUUCUCAAAAGCCAAUUACCCAAAAAACAACAAAGUUUUCAACAUCCGCUGGUGAAGUAAGUUCUACAAAAAAAUCAUCAACUGCAUCUGGUGAAGUGACAUCUGCUUACAAAACUUCUAGACUGAGCACAGCUUUCCAAAAAUCAACCACAACACCAGAAGAAGAACAAAAAACUACUAGUCAGAAACCAAUUACCCAAAAAACAACAAAGUUUUCAACAUCUGCUGCUGAAGUAAGUUCUACAAGAAAAUCAUCAACUGCAUCUGGUGAAGAGACAUCUGCUUACAAAACUUCUAGACUGAGCACAGCUUUCCAAAAAUCAACCACAACACCAGAAGAAGAAAAAGAAACUACUUCUCAGAAGCCAAUUACCCAAAAAACAACAAAGUUUUCAACAUCCACUGGUGAAUUAACUUCCACAAGGAAAUCUUCAACUGCAUCUGGUGAAGUGACAUCUGCUUACAAAACUUCUAGACUGAGCACAGCUUUCCAAAAAUCAACCACAACACCAGAAGAAGAAGAGAAAACUACUUCUCAGAAGCCAAUUACCCAAAAAACAACAAAGUUUUCAACAUCCACUGGUGAAGUAAGUUCUACAAGAAAAUCAUCAACUGCAUCUGGUGAAGUGACAUCUGCUUACAAAACUUCUAGACUGAGCACAGCUUUCCAAAAAUCAACCACAACACCAGAAGAAGAACAAAAAACUACUACUCAGAAACCAAUUACCCAAAAAACAACAAAGUUUUCAACAACCGCUGGUGAAGUAAGUUCUACAAGAAAAUCAUCAACUGCAUCUGGUGAAGUGACAUCUGCUUACAAAACUUCUAGACUGAGCACAGCUUUCCAAAAAUCAACCACAACACCAGAAGAAGAAGAGAAAACUACUUCUCAGAAGCCAAUUACCCAAAAAACAACAAAGUUUUCAACAUCCACUGGUGAAGUAAGUUCUACAAGAAAAUCAUCAACUGCAUCUGCUUCCCAAAAAUCAACCACAACACCAGAAGAAGAACAUAAAACUACUACUCAGAAACCAAUUACCCAAAAAACAACAAAGUUUUCAACAACCGCUGGUGAAGUAAGUUCUACAAGAAAAUCAUCAACUGCAUCUGGUGAAGUGACAUCUGCUUACAAAACGUCUAGACUGAGCACAGCUUUCCAAAAAUCAACCACAACACCAGAAGAAGAAGAAGAAACUACUUCUCAGAAACCAAUUACACCAAAAACAACAAAGUAUUCAACAUCCACUGGUGAAUUAACUUCCACAAGGAAAUCUUCAACUGCAUCUGGUGAAGUGACAUCUGCUUACAAAACUUCUAGACUGAGCACAGCUUUCCAAAAAUCAACCACAACACCAGAAGAAGAAGAAGAAACUACUUCUCAGAAGCCAAUUACCCAAAAAACAACAAAGUUUUCAACAUCCACUGGUGAAUUAACUUCCACAAGGAAAUCUUCAACUGCAUCUGGUGAAGUGACAUCUGCACACAAAACUUCUAGUCAGAGCACAGCUUUCCAAAAAUCAACCACAACACCAGAAGAAGAAGAAGAAACUACUUCUCAGAAGGCAAUUACCCAAAAAACAACAACGUUUUCAACAUCCACUGGCGAAGUAAGUUCUACAAGAAAAUCAUCAACUGCAUCUGGUGAAGUGACAUCUGCUUACAAAACUUCUAGACUGAGCACAGCUUUCCAAAAAUCAACCACAACACCAGAAGAAGAACAAAAAACUACUACUCAGAAACCAAUUACCCAAAAAACAACAAAGUUUUCAACAACCGCUGGUGAAGUAAGUUCUACAAGAAAAUCAUCAACUGCAUCUGGUGAAGUGACAUCUGCUUACAAAACUUCUAGACUGAGCACAGCUUUCCAAAAAUCAACCACAACACCAGAAGAAGAAGAAAAAACUACUUCUCAGAAGCCAAUUACCCAAAAAACAACAAAGUUUUCAACAUCUACUGGUGAAUUAACUUCCACAAGGAAAUCUUCAACUGCAUCUGGUGAAGUGACAUCAGCUUACAAAACUUCUAGACUGAGCACAGCUUUCCAAAAAUCAACCACAACACCAGAGGAAGAAACUACUUCUCAGAAGCCAAUUACCCAAAAAACAACAAAGUAUUCAACAUCCACUGGUGAAUUAACUUCCACAAGGAAAUCUUCAACUGCAUCUGGUGAAGUGACAUCUGCUUACAAAACUUCUAGACAAAGUACAGCUUUCACAAAAUUAACCACAACACCAGAAGAAGAAGAAGAAACUACUUCUCAGAAACCAAUUUCCCAAAAAACUACAAGGUUUUCCACAGCCUCCGGAGAUGUAACUUCAACCAGAAAUGAAUCUGAAGAAGUGACAUCUGCUUACAGAACAUCUAAACCAAGUACAUCUAAGCAGAUAUCAACUACAAAGCAUGGUGAAGAAAAAUCUACAACCCAGAAACCAUUUUCCUUAAAAACCACUAAGGUUUCAACUGUAUCUGGUGAAGUAACCUCUACUAGAAGCUCUUCAAGUGAAUCUGGUAAAGUGACAUCUCCUUACAUAACAUCUAGACCAAGUACAAUUGCCCACACAUCAAUUACAACGCAUGAAGACAUCACAACUCAUAAGCCAGCCUCAGCAAAAUCCACAGUUCAACAAACAUUUACAACAGCCAAUUGUAUGUGCAACUUUAAUGGCAUUCUGGUUCCUCCUGGCAAAGUGUUAUAUAACACAACUGAUAAUGCAGGCUGGUGUUUCUUUGCUCGAUGCAAUGAGACCUGUCAAGUGGAGAGAUAUAGUGAAGAAUGUGACCGUUUUACACAAAAAACCACCACAAGCAGCACUGAAAAAACUGUCACUACCAGAACAGCGACCACCACUUCCCAAGAGCCGAGCGUUACAACCACCGCAACAUCCCAGACAAAGCAUUCUGUUACAGCUCCUUUCUCGUCCAGCACCCCAACAUACGAGUGCAGUGCACUGAUGCCACCUAGAAAGAUGAAUGAAACCUGGGCUAUAAACAAAUGUUCCAAUGCAACUUGUGUUGGUCAGAACAACAUAGCAAUACAAACGAUGCAAUGCCCAUCAGUUCAAAACAUUGUCUGUGCCAAUCGCUUCCAACCAAGGAAAAUAUAUGACGAGAGUGGCUGCUGCUAUCAAAAUCAAUGUGAAUGUGUUUGUGGUGGUUGGGGAAACUCGCAUUAUAUCACUUUUGAUGGUACUUACUAUGAUUUCUCUGGACAAUGUACCUAUGUCCUUGUUCAGCAAAUCACACCACUAUUUGACCAUUUCCGAAUUUAUAUUGAUAACUUCAAUUGUGACCCCAAUGAUCCAAACUGUGUGAAGUCACUUCGGAUCAUGUACAAUAAUGAUACUGUCGUGCUGGAGUCCCGAGAGGUCAACUACAGACCGGAGAGCGAGAUAUACUUCAACGAGGAGAGGGUGUACCCAGCAAUAAACAGAAAUGGCAUUAUUAUCUCUUACUCUGGUAUAUUUGUGAUUGUGGAGAUACCAGAGUUGUCCGCCUACAUCUCAUUUAAUGUCAUUAGUUUCACUAUUAGGUUGCCAUUCAACAAGUUUUCAGGAAAUACGGAAGGCCAUUGUGGCAAGUGUUCCAAUAACCGUAUUGAUGAUUGCAUACUGCCCAAUGGACAAAUAGCUCCAUCUUGUGCACAAAUGGCAGGAGAAUGGGGUGCAACAGACCAGGAUUCAUCUACAUGUAGUGCAACUUCCACCAUUUCCCCUUCCACUAUCAUCCAAACCACAUUCCCAUUUUCCAUCAAGGCAUCCACAUAUUUCUCUACAUUGUUAUCUACCCUACCUCCAACAAUCGCAUCAUCAGCCAUUCCACUUACAGAACUGUCCACUUUACCAUCUACCAAUACUGUACCCAAUUCCAUGACAAGUGGCAAUGGGCCCUGCGAAAUUCCAGAGCUCUGCUCUCUCAUCCUUAGCAGCGUCUUCAAGCCUUGCCACUCAGCUGUGCCCCCCGAUCCAUUCUUCCAGUCCUGUAUCCAUGAUGGAUGUCACAAAACCGAGAGUGGAAUUCUCUGCUCCAGUUUACAGAGUUAUGCCAGAAUAUGUGCUACAGAAGGCAUCUGUAUAGAUUGGAGGAACAGUACUAAUGGCAUAUGCCCCAAGAAUUGCCCUGAAGGCACAGUUUAUAAACCAUGUGCUGAUCCAACAGAACCUACCUGUAACUCCAAAUACAACGAAAUGUUCACACAGAACAACAAACAUGAUAUUGUGGAAGGAUGCUAUUGUCCUGAGGGUACCACCAAAUUCAACACAAUGUCGAGCAUAUGUGUCACCUCUUGUGGUUGCACUGGCCCUGAUGGAAUGCCUAAAGAGCUGGGAGAAGAAUGGGAAAGUAACUGUCAAACAUGUCAAUGUGAUAACCAGACAAUGAGUGUGCAGUGUACACCAAAACUAUGUUCUUCACCUACUCCUAAUGUCUGCACAGAGGAAGGAUCUAUGCCAGUAUCGGUGCCCGACCUUGCCAACCCCUGCUGCAUGGUGACAGAAUGCAGGUGUAACCUCAGCCUGUGUAUAAGUGAGAAGCCUGUUUGUGCACCUGGCACUGAAGCUGUGUCACAUUACAACGAAGGAGCCUGCUGCCCUGCCUACACAUGUGAGCCCAAACUUGUAUGUGUGUAUAACAGAACCGAGUACCAGCCCGGUGCUAUUGUUCCUUCAACUAAUCCGUGCGAGCAGUGUAACUGUGAAAUCACCAUGAACAAUCUUUCCAUCUCCUGCAUGCCACGUGUGUGUCAAAUAAAUUGCGCAGAGGGUUAUGUGUAUCAAGACAUGCCAGGAAAAUGCUGCGGAGAGUGUGUACAGACCCACUGUGUCAUGGACCUUCCAGAUAACUCUACUUACCUGCUGGCGCCUGGAGAGAUCUGGUCACCUCCUGGUGAUAACUGCACACAUUACGAGUGUGUGAAGAAAAAUGACAAGUUGUUCCCUAUGGCAUCCAAAAUGUCCUGCCCCCAAAUCGACCUGGAUAACUGUCUCAAUGGAACAAUUCAAAUGGACGACACUGGAUGCUGUCAGACCUGUGUCCAAAAACCCACAAAGUGUCAGAAGACAAAAACAAAAAGCAUUAUCCUUCAAAAUGGCUGCACGUCCCUUUCCCCAGUGACAAUGUCCUACUGCUCAGGCAGCUGUGACAGCUCCUCCAAAUAUUCGGAAACUGCACAAGCCAUGCUGCGCCAAUGUACGUGCUGCCAGGAAACUAAAACGGAAAAUGUGACCAUCGACUUAAGCUGUCCCAAUGGUGUAACCAACAAAUAUUCCUUCAUAAACGUCAUUAGCUGUGCCUGUGUUGAUACCCACUGCAAGGAAUAUGAGACGGGGGACAAAAUAAGUAGCGAAGAUACUAACUACACUACUAAGGAAGAGAGUGUCAAUUCAAACUAACAAAAGCAGUCUCUCUAAAGAGAGAAUUGAUAGAUAUACAAGGCGGACUUGUAACAAAUUCUUAGCAGUGAGCAAGAUUCAGGGAUAAUAUAAAUUGCACAAAACCAUUGUGAAAUACUGAAAUUAAACCUAAGCACCUUAAAAUGAG
Molecule: messenger RNA, 19498 nt
Organism: Pelobates fuscus (common spadefoot toad)
Lineage: Eukaryota; Metazoa; Chordata; Amphibia; Anura; Pelobatidae
Product: mucin-5AC-like
Exons: 49
Coding region: 1-19350 (6449 amino acids)
Cellular component (GO): extracellular matrix
Molecular function (GO): protein binding
Source: RefSeq, a predicted model, not a curated record